AUGCAUAUCACCAAUCUGAAGCUUAUCCUCCUGGCCUCGCUACUCGGACAGUCCGAUGCUUUGCUCUUCAAGUGGACCAGAAUCUCCAGUAACCAGUGCGCUAUGUUGCCUUUUACUUUUGGAUUCCCUGAUCCGGGAUGUCCUGGUGGUGCGGCACUGCCGGCGCCAGCACCCCCAGCGCCAGACCCAAAAGCAGUCGCUGCGGCCUACUGCAAUGGAAUUGCGCCUGGUGCCAUUGCUGUAUUCAGAGCUGACGGCAGCCACUACGGCUGCUUCAAUAACCCAUGCCAGGAGACCUUCCCUGGCAGCAACGAGAUCAAUGGUGUAUGUAAAUGA
Penicillium coprophilum is the source of this 336-nucleotide messenger RNA. RefSeq lists its product as uncharacterized. The transcript has a single exon. NCBI's taxonomy places the organism in Eukaryota, Fungi, Ascomycota, Eurotiomycetes, Eurotiales, Aspergillaceae. The coding region runs from base 1 to 336 and encodes 111 amino acids. The record is from RefSeq and is a predicted model, not a curated record.